AUAGAGUUCGAUUUGAACCCUAAAAAAACUCAGGUAUGCCAGGUCACAUGCACGCAGUGACAUGUUGCGUGCAUGUAUCUUCCAUGUGGGACCAAAAUUUUACUACUUAUGGCCCCAUUCCUUCUCUGCUCUGCUACUCCGAAUUCAAUCAAUCCCCCUGCCCUGCUUUUGGGUUCAAUCUAGCCUUCUCUAAUGGCGUCAAACCACUCGGUAAAGAUACUGGAAGUUUGCAAAGUUGCGCCCUUUAGCGAUUCGUCUGAGCCGUUCUCCGAGUUACAUCUCCCGCUCACCUUCUUCGAUGCAUUUUGGUUUAGAUUCUCUCCCGUUGAGCGAGUCUUCUUCUACCCACUCACCGACGACUCCUCUGAUCCAACUUCUUUCAACUCUGUUAUUCUCCCCAAACUCAAAUACACCCUCUCCCUCACUCUCCGCCACUUCCUUCCUCUCGCUGGCAACCUCACCUGGCCCUCACAUGCCGCCCAGCCUUUCCUCCUCUUCACCCCAAACGACGCCGUCUCUCUCUCCGUCGCGGAGUCGGAAUCAAACUUUGACCAACUAUCCGGCAACAAACCACGCAAGGCUAUUGAGUCGCAUCCGCUCGUCCCGAAGUUGUCAAUAUCUGACACAACGGCGUCAAUUCUGGCGUUGCAGGUGACUCUGUUUCCAGACCAAGGGUUUUCCAUUGGGCUCUCCACCCACCAUUCGAUUCUUGAUGGCAAAAGCACAACCAUUUUUAUCAAAGCUUGGGCUUUUAUCUGCAAAAACGGCGCCUCUCCCUCAUUACCGGCCCAUCUUACACCAGUUUUCGACCGGACCGUCAUUCAGGGCCCAGAUGGCCUUCUCAUGAAGUUCCUAGUCCAAUGGGCCAAUAUCCUGCGAGACCCAAAUCCACGAAACUUGAAGGUGAUGCCACAAAUAAAUUCUCCAGAGAACUUGAUUUUCUCUACAUUCGAGUUGACCCGUGAAGAUAUAAAGAAACUGAGAGAGAACGUUUUGUCUCAACUGAGUGAGGAAGAAGAACCCAAAUCAAUUCAUCUAUCUACAUUUGUCCUUGUUUGCGCUUACACAUUAUCUCUCAUAGCUAAAGCCAAGAACUUUGAACAGAAGAAGAAGGUUAUUUUUGGUUUUGCCGCCGAUGUCAGGACCCGUUUGGAGCCACCGAUUCCGGCGAACUAUUUUGGUAAUUGCGUCGCAAGUUUUCAUAAUACAUUUACUGAGGCAAAAGACAUGGUGGGAAAGAACGGCGUCGUCUUAAUCGCCAAGAGAAUCAGUGGGACGAUUAAGGGUAUGGAUAGAGGAGUUAUUGAAGAAACAAAGGGAGCGCUUGAGAUGUUUUUGAAUGUCGAACCGGGAACACCGGUUGUUGGAGUUGCUGGGUCACCCCGGUUCGAGGUUUACGGGUCGGAUUUUGGGUGGGGCAGGCCAAAGAAAGUAGAGACCACGUCUGUGCAUAAUACUGGGGCCAUUUCAUUGGCAGAGAGUAGUGAUGGAAGUGGAGGAGUUGAGGUUGGGUUGGCUUUAAAGGAGGAGGAAAUGGAGGUUUUUGCAGCUUCCUUUGCGGAUGGGCUGAGACAUUGAGAUCAAGCCUAUGUUUUCUAAGUAUGUUGUGAGGGUCAUCUGUAUUUUUAUUCAAUUGUACUAUGGCUAUGGCUAUGGCUAUUUUGGUAGAGUUAUAAGCACUCAAAAUAAGCUUGUUGAGAUCAAGCAGGAUUUAUGAAUACAUUUUGUACUAUCCUAUAAUAAUAUCUUUGCAUGC
Messenger RNA from Tripterygium wilfordii, 1756 nucleotides. Its product is annotated as phenolic glucoside malonyltransferase 1-like. The transcript has a single exon. NCBI's taxonomy places the organism in Eukaryota, Viridiplantae, Streptophyta, Magnoliopsida, Celastrales, Celastraceae. Bases 193 to 1578 code for a protein of 461 amino acids. The record is from RefSeq and is a predicted model, not a curated record.